Molecule: messenger RNA, 1739 nt
Organism: Moneuplotes crassus
Lineage: Eukaryota; Ciliophora; Spirotrichea; Euplotida; Euplotidae
Source: the annotation of a GenBank genome assembly
AUGAAUCUUGCCUCACAAUUAGAGCAACAGCCCAAAAUGGAGUCUAUCUCUUGGCAGGCAUACUACCAGAAGAAAUGCUUCUAUAUUCUGGGUUCUUAUGCAAUCGUCAUUCUGAUGACGACUAGCUUUGCUCAGGACACCUUCCUCUUUAGUGAUAAAAGCAUGGAUGUGAAAGCAGAGUUUCACCAAUUUAAUUGGAUAGUUUUCUUCCUAAUGCUCCAUAACUUAUACCAGUUCAUUCAACUUCUCAAAACUGACCCUGGAAUUGUCUAUCUCAAGAAAGAAUCCUUCGUUAGUAGGCUUCUGAAGGUAGAUAUCAACGAAGGUACAAAAUUAGCAGCAUGAAUCAACCAUAAGUACAAACAGUUGAUCGAACUCAGGAAAGAGCAAGAGCGCUGUAGAGAUGAGGAUAGACCCCUCCUUAAUUUUGCGGAUCAAUCUGAUGCUCUAGCGUAUAAAUAUGGGGUAUUGAGCCAGAUACAGAAUGAUAGUGCAAAUGCCUUCUCAUAUUGUGAUCAAUGAGAAAUUUACAAACUUCCCAGAAUGGAGCAUUGUCGAGAGACUAAUUGCUGAAUUCUAAGGUAUUCUAAAACAGAUAUGGUUCCUAUUGGUUUAUGAAACUACUCUCUCUACAUCCAAUGGAUGCUUUUCACAUGACUGUACUCUCUGAUCAUGAACAUCUUGCUACUCCCUCUCAUCUUGAGCUUGGGUAAGCUAAAGAUAAGUGGCCAAUUGCUUUUGUGACUCUUUUUCUUCUAUAACCUCUAUACUCUAUUCAACAAAUUCCCUGUUAUUUCCUAUGAAUGAGCUCUUAUCCGCUCGAACCAAACCCAAAUGGAUAUGAUAAAAGGGAGUUUCCUGAAUGAGAGAGCUUGUUACUUAUUUCAGGACCAGAAGUAUGCUAAGAAGCCUAAUAUCUAUGCUAACCGGGAAUCCCUGAUGACUAAUAUAAAUAUGAUGCUAGGCAACAACUGUUCCAGCUUUAGCUGGGUCAAGCACCUCUUUGCGCCUGUUCCAAGCUAUUAUCGAAAUUUCCUGAACCCUUUGAAAGAGACAAGUUACUUAAAAUUAUCACCUGAAGGAGUCAAAGAGCUUAUAGACCUGAAGAAGAAGGUUGAGGAGAAACUAAACGAGAAGUUCAUUCAGAAAGGAUUUAAAGUAAAGCAAUUCGUUUAUUUAUAAGUCACUCCUCCCAUAAAUUUGUCUGGGUCUGGCACCAUUCCAUUCACAUCUGCUCCUGAGAAAUCAAAUCCAGGGUUCUCUUCCUGGAAUCUCUCCAGAAGAAUGUUCUUUUUCACUGCUGAUUCGGUCAUAGGGUCUAGAGGAGCGUGUCCUUUGCAUGCUCAAGUCCAGGUCUGAGCUUUAUAUAUCUUUGCGAGGGAAAUAUGUAUCUCAUCAUCUUCGAAAUACCAUAAACUUUCACUGGUGUUUACUUUCCCGCCUAAGUCUUCAUCCAAAAAUGGAGGAUUUCCUUUAAUUCCCACAGUAAGAUGGCUGCUAGUAAUUUUAAUAUCCAUCUCAGGCAUGGCUUGUCCAGGCUGUAGCUGAGCCUUGACUUCUUCUUUAUGUUGAGGGAGUACAAACUCUGGGGGCUUAAUGUAUACAAAUACUUCAUCAAUGGUCUGAUUCCAUUCAUAAAUCACCCUAUCUUGAUACUUAAACUGCUGCCUCUUCUUUCCAAGAUCUUUAUCGCCACUCUCAAAUUGUUCCAUUUUCAAACCAAAUUUUCUAAAUUAAUA